GUCGCACCAGGAAACUCAGUCGAUCCUUAGCAUCUUAGCAUAUAGCAUCAGAGAAGAUAUGGAGCAGCAUGCAUUAUCCCGUAAAACAGUCUGAUUUAACCCCGAAAACCCAAACUAUAACAGUGAAAUAUAUUCGAGAGUGAAGAGGAGAAACGCGAAAUGCAGUGAUGAAGCGCGUGCGUACGGAGCAGAUUCAAUACGCUGUGGCGCAGUACUUAAAGAGAAGACAGUAUGUGGACACCGACAGCUCACUGAAAACAGCCAAACUCUGCCAAACGCCAGAGGAAAUGGCAGCCAGCAUCACAGUGCAGACAGAGUCAGGUUGUGCAAACAUCGUGUCUGCAGCUCCCUGUCAAUCUGACCCUCAGCAGUACGAGGCACAGUUCUCUAGACUUCACUCUUUCCUCUCAGAGACAGAGCUCCCGUGGGCACAGGAGGUGAGCUCGGUCCUUUUCCCACUCUUUGUAUACCUGCAUCUGGACAUGAUUCGAUCUGGACUUAAGUCUGCGGUCGACAGUUUCUACGGCCGCUUCCACGCACUGUUCCUCCAGGAGCCAGAACAGAGGGCUAUUGUGGAGCAGCUCAGACAUGUCCUUUCCUCACAGGACAUCAGUGCAAGCUCCAAACUCAGUGCUUUUCUGGAGAAUAAGUUUGUGGUUCGUCUGAGUGAGCCAGCGUACGGAUACCUGCUCCGAUACCUGCAGAGCGAAGACAACGGCGCCCUCUGCAGAGCACUCAGUACACAACUGCAGCUGGAGGUGACCACGGCCCCUCGCACAGACUACCAGCUGUACGGGGCCCCGGGUGCUGCUGCCUCUGCCCCAAAUGCCCUCUCGUCCUGGGCAGGAGUGGAUGGAGCAGAGGGAGGUGUGGAAGGCAUGGAAGUGCCUGCAGAAAUCCCCCAAAAUGAAGCCGCUUUAGAUGCUCUUCAGGAUGUGAUCAAGAAGGUUCGGGAAGGCCCCCCCUCCCUCACCACUGUCUGCUUUUACUCCUUCCACCACACAGAGGCACUGUUGAACACAGCAGAGGUGUCGCCCGACAGUCGGCUCCUUGCGGCGGGAUUCGACAGCUCUGUAGUGAAGCUCUGGAGUCUCAGAGCGCGAAAACUGAAAGCAAAACCGCACCAGGUUGACGUAUCGCACAUCAGACUGGCCUGCGAUGUACUUGAGGAACAGAUUGAUGAGGAGGACAUCAGUGGCAGUGAGAUUCAAACUCUGCAUGCUCACAGUGGCCCGGUCUAUCGCACCUGCUUCAUGUCCGACAGCUCCGGGCUUCUUUCCUGCUCUGAGGACUCCACGCUCCGAUACUGGGAUCUCUCGAGCUUCACUAACACCGCCCUGUACCGUGGACACUGCUAUCCUGUUUGGGACUUGGACAUCAGCCCCUCCAGCUUAUACUUCGCUAGUGCAUCUCACGACCGCACUGCGAGACUCUGGACAUUUUCACGUACUUACCCUUUACGAAUCUAUGCUGGACACUUGGCUGACGUAGACUGUGUCAAAUUCCACCCCAAUUCCAACUACAUUGGCACAGGCUCGACCGAUAAAACUGUUCGCUUGUGGAGUACCCAGCAGGCAGCGAGUGUGCGCCUAUUCACAGGACAUCGCGGUCCGGUUUUGGCUCUGGCGUUUUCUCCAAAUGGGAAAUACUUGGCGUCUGCUGGGGAAGACCAGAGAGUAAAGUUGUGGGAUCUCGCUUCUGGAACUCUGUUCAAAGACUUGCGCGGGCACACUGAUAGUGUCACUAGCUUGUCAUUUAGUCCAGAUAGCAGCCUGGUCGCGUCUUCAUCCAUGGAUAAUUCAGUCCGCAUUUGGGAUAUCAGAAAUUCUCACGGCGUCGCUCCUCCAGACGGAUCGUCCAGUGAGAUGGUGGGACUCUACACAGGAAACACCAGUAAUGUUCUCAAUGUGCAGUUUAUGGCCUGUAACCUGUUGCUGGUGACUGGGACUGCGCCAGAGAAAUCAGAACAAUAAAGUUAUGACAAAAAUGGAUGUGGAGGAGGAGUAGGUAAUGGUGCUCAACAGUGACCUUUCCCAUAGAUGAAAAAAUUUAUAUUAAAGAGAAGGUAUUAUACACAAUUUACUUUUUAGAGCUUUCUACCAUGUUAUAAUGUUGUUCCCUCAUCAAAAACAUGCCUGAAGAGGAUUAAGAUGUCAUCAAUGCACAUUUUGUGCAAUCAAUCUCUCCUGGACCCUAUAAAAUUGGCUGUAAGCACUCAGCCCACAAGGAAGUGCUCCACUGUCCACACCUUCACUAGAAUCAGGAACAGAAUGUUUUCUGUUUCAGAGAAAAGCUUGUAAAUAGGAAAAAGAAAUGUGCAGGAAUGUUUAACAAGUGUGAAUGAAACAAAACAAAACUCCAUCAUAGUCACCAUCUUUACAGACUGUCACAGAGACCAGUCAAUAUGUGAAGUAUUGAAGGGAAAUCCAGUGUUAAGUAAAAGUAUAUGCUCAGCACAGUUCAGACCAAGAGAGUACCAAGUGUACGUUCCAUGAAAAUCAUUUACCAUCUUUAAAGCUGGUUCAGCUGGAUAGUAUCAGAUCUAUUGUGCCAAAUAAACUGCAAUUGUGCUUCAUAGAGUCAUGUACAAAACACUGUAAAACCAUUUACCAAGUACCAAAGAGCAGCCUCCUCCAAGACUUGUCCACAGCAACUAUUAAAACACAAUUCACAUAUCUGUCUAAUCCCAAGGUUCAACCUGACCCUCUCCUCUGCAUCCUCUUCUCCAUCUGACCCUCUCUGCAUCCUCUGCUCCAAAAAAAAUGGGACUGUUGUUAGUCAAAGUCCAUUUCUGUUUUUCUUCCAAGUAAAAAAAAAUAAAAACAAUAAUCUCAUAGUUUGUACAAUUUUGUUAUGGCAGUUU
Messenger RNA from Periophthalmus magnuspinnatus, 2863 nucleotides. RefSeq names its product TAF5-like RNA polymerase II, p300/CBP-associated factor (PCAF)-associated factor (gene taf5l). Gene Ontology annotation, cellular component: nuclear protein-containing complex; histone acetyltransferase complex. The transcript has 7 exons. Gene Ontology annotation, molecular function: protein binding; transcription coactivator activity. The record is from RefSeq and is a predicted model, not a curated record. NCBI's taxonomy places the organism in Eukaryota, Metazoa, Chordata, Actinopteri, Gobiiformes, Gobiidae. Gene Ontology annotation, biological process: regulation of DNA-templated transcription. Bases 168 to 1973 code for a protein of 601 amino acids.